UUCACACACCUCCGCAUCACCAUAACUCAACCACAACACUUUUGAAUUGCGCUGUACAUCUCUUCGCCCUCUCUCACACCACACAAAAAAAUCCAAAGACUCAAAUCGCAUGCGCACACCUCUAUAACCGCCCACCACGCUCUCACACCCCCAACCCCAACCAUGGCGCAGCCGCAACCCCCAAUCCUGACGCCGGAGCAGCGCCUCGCACAAGAAAACGCCCAACGCAACACACGCGUAAUUCGCAACGUCGCAAUCGGCGGCGUAAUCCUGUGCCCGAUAAUCAUGCUCAUGCCGCCGCGAAAACUCGACCUGUACACCUUUUCUCUCGGUUUGGGUUUCUACCUCUCCGCCGACCACCUGUGCGAGUCAUACUAUGGAAGGGGUUUGGUGACGCAGUUGAGCCCCUUCCGGGCUGUUGGGGAAUUGCCGACGGAGAAGGCAAGGGAGAUGCAGAGGGUGUUGAGGGAGAAGAGGGAGGAGGAACGGAGGAAGUUGGGGAAAGGCCCUGAGGAGGAGGGUCUGUUGAAGAAGAUUUGGAUGGGUGGGGAGACGGAGGGGUGGAAAGAUAGAAGGUUGGAGGAGGAGAAGAAGGCGCUUGAGGAGGGAAAGAGUUAUACGGAUAUGAUCUUCGAACAGAUUUGGGAUGUGUGGAACUGGGAUAAGAAGGAUAAGAAUGGAGAUGGGAAGAAGAAGGAGUAGGUGCGGGAGGCUGGGGUGAAGAGAUAUGAUCUGUAUAUUAUGGACGUUGUAUGAUAGGGACGGGGAAGGGCAGGGGCAGCAAGGGCUCCAUGGUGGAGUACGGUGGGCGCAACCUUGGAGUUACAUCAUUGGCGAUUACAGUAUCUUGCUCACGGGUCGCAAUUCGCCAUUACACCAUCUCUCUCGUGGUCGGCGGCCACCUUUCAUC
Molecule: messenger RNA, 910 nt
Organism: Macroventuria anomochaeta
Lineage: Eukaryota; Fungi; Ascomycota; Dothideomycetes; Pleosporales; Didymellaceae
Exons: 1
Coding region: 163-702 (179 amino acids)
Source: RefSeq, a predicted model, not a curated record